Molecule: messenger RNA, 3735 nt
Organism: Onychostruthus taczanowskii (white-rumped snowfinch)
Lineage: Eukaryota; Metazoa; Chordata; Aves; Passeriformes; Passeridae
Gene: PLEKHA6
Product: pleckstrin homology domain containing A6
Exons: 26
Coding region: 10-3591 (1193 amino acids)
Source: RefSeq, a predicted model, not a curated record
ACGGUCUCCAUGGGCUUGGAAGGGAAAUCAUCCGCCCCGGCCGGCUGCGGGAGAGCCAGCGGCUCGGCAGGCGGAGGGGACGCGCGGUGGCACCGCCACAAUGAAAGGCGGAACACCUUCCUGCACCCAGUGACGGGACAGGUCCCCGAGGACACCUCAAGGCUUGACUUGCCAAAACACAGCUCGGACAUGUCCAGCAAGGCGGGCGGCAAGCGGCCGGCCACCGUCCCCAGCGAGCCCCCCAACCACGCCAUGGUGGCCGAGGUGCCCCCGGAGCGCCCCGGAGGCCGGGCUCCGCGCUCAUCCCGCAAGGGCAUCGCCUUCGGGAAGCGCUCCAACUCCAUGAAGAGGAACCCCAACGCCGCCGUCACCAAGAGCGGGUGGCUCUACAAGCAGGCCAGCUCGGGGGUGAAGCAGUGGAACAAGCGCUGGUUCGUGCUGGUGGAUCGCUGCCUCUUCUACUACAAAGACGAGAAGGAGGAGAACAUCCUGGGCAGCAUCCCCCUGCUCAGCUUCCGCGUGGCCGCCGUGCAGCCCUCGGACAACAUCAGCAGGAAGCACACGUUCAAGGCCGAGCACGCCGGCAUCCGCACCUACUUCUUCAGCGCCGAGAACACGGAGGAGCAGGAGUCCUGGAUCCAGGCCAUGGGCGAGGCCGCCCGCGUGCAGAUCCCGCCGAGCCAGAGGCACGAGAAGCCAGACUCGGAGAACAUCCCCCCCAGCAAACACCACCACCACCACCACCACUGCAACGCCGCCCACCGCGAGCACCCCAAGGCCGAGCCCGACGCCAAGACCCGCGGGGAGGGCGACGGCCGCGGCUCGGAGAAGAUGGAGCGGAAGCCGUCGGAGCGGGCGGACGGCAAGAAGGAGCCUCUGGCCAAAGCCAACGGCCUCGGCGGGCAGGAGCCGCCCUCGGAGCCGGGCAGUCCCUACCCCGAGGGGCCGCGGGCGCCGGCGAGCGCCGAGCGGCCGGCACAGCCCAACGGGUGGCCGUACCCCUCGCCCAGCCGGCCCGGCAGCACCGCCUUCCCCCCGGCGGGUGACAGCGAGAGCGGGGCCCAGCGCCGGGGCGUCACCCCCAGGUCCCACCCCGAGAAGGUGGCCCAGCGCAAGAGCUCCAUGACGCAGCUGCAGCAGUGGGUGAACUCGCGCCGCGCCACCGCGGCCCCCGAGGAGCUGCGCAGCCCCAGCAGGUUUUACCCCGUAUCCCGCCGGGUGCCCGAUUAUUACUCGCCCUACUCGCCGCAGUACCCUGAGGAGUACCAGUACUACCCGCCGGGCGUGCGCCCCGACAGCAUCUGCUCCAUGCCCGCCUUCGACCGCGUCAGCCCGCCGUGGGCGCUGGAGGACAAACGCCACUCCUUCCGCAACGGGGGUCCCUUCCACCCCGCCUUCGGCCGCCAGGACGUCCCACUGUGGCUGCCGGCGCCCGCCAGGCCGCCGAGCUACCUGGACGAGGUGGACGCGGCCUCGGGCUCGCUGCGGAGGAUGUCGCUGCAGCCGCGCUCGCGCUCGGUGCCGCGCUCGCCCAGCCAGGGCUCCUACGGCCGCGCCAGGGUUUACUCGCCCGUGCGCUCGCCCAGCGCCCGCUUCGAGCGGCUGCCGCCCCGCGGGGACGAGAUUUACGCCGACCCCGCCACCUUCGUGAUGCGCAGAUCCAUCAGCUCGCCCAAGUACGAUUACCUGGGUGACCGGCGGCCCGUCCCGGCCGGGGUGUACCCGUACCCCUUCCCGGCGUCCCCCACCAUCCACGACAAAAUGAUGAGCGAGAGCGAGACCCUCAUCACUAUGGUGAACAGGAUGGUGGAGACCUCCUCCCCUAGGGCCCAGCUCUACAUGCAAGUGACGCCGUUCCCGGAGCCCUACAGGGACACCCUGCACCCCUACAAGAUCAGCGAGCAGGACACCGAUAAGCUGCUGGGGAAGCUCUGCGAGCAGAACAAGGUGCUGCGGGAGCAGGAGAGGCUGGUGCAGCAGCUCCGGGCUGAGAAGGAGAGCCUGGAGAGCGCCCUGAUGGGGACACACCAGGAGCUGGAGAUGUUCGGGAGCCAGCCCGCCUACCCCGAGAAGCUGCUGCACAAGAAGGAAUCGCUGCAGAACCAGCUCAUCAACAUCCGGGUGGAGCUGUCCCAGGCCAGCACGGCCCUGGCAAACAGCACGGCCGAGUAUGAGAGCCUGGAGAGCGAGGUGUCCACCCUGCACGAUGACCUCUGGGAGCAGCUCAACCUGGACAUCCAGAACGAGAUGCUGAACCGGCAGAUCCAGAGGGAGAUCUGGCGGAUCCAGGACGUGAUGGAAGGGCUGAGGAAGAACAACCCCUCCCGAGGCACCGACACGGCCAAGCACAGAGUGGCCCUGGGCCCCUCGGGCACGUACAGCUCCAACAGCCCUGCCAGCCCCCUGAGCUCUGCCAGCCUCACCAGCCCCCUGAGCCCCUUCUCCCUCAUCUCCGGCUCCCAGGGAUCGCCCACCAAGCCCGGCCCUGGCGAGGAACCGGGCCCGCCUCGACCUCCCCUCCCCAAGUCCUACGUGCCCCUGGAGGCUCCUCCGGCCGUUCCUCCGCUCCCCAGCGAGAGCCGCCUCUGGCCCUACCCCGCCUCCCCUUCCUGGCACCAAGGAGAGGCCAAGCGGGGACAGCCCAAACCAGCCUUGGAGCCCAGCAAGAAGGAGCCGCCCCGGCCCAGCCCCCCCGGCCCCGCGCCCGAGGGGCUCCCGCAGAGCCGGCCGGAGCACGACGGCGACAAACAAGCGGCUCUCAACAAGGUGGGAAUCGUCCCCCCCAGGACCAAAUCUCCGGCGGAGGAGGAGGCGGUGCCCAGGAGGAACGGGCUGGCCAACGGGCUCGGCUCCCGGGAGAGACCCAAGAGCGCCGUGUUCGCCACCGAGACCAAGGUGAAGAUGAGCGUGGAGGAGCAGAUCGACCGCAUGAAGCGCCACCAGAGCGGCUCCAUGAAGGAGAAGCGGCGCAGCCUGCAGCUCCCCGGCCCCCAGCCCGACCCCCCCGGCACCAAAACCCCCUCCUCCUACAAGGUGGUGCGGCGACACCGCAGCAUCCACGAGGUGGACAUCUCGGACCUGGAGGCCGCGCUGCGCUCCGACGAGCCCGGCAAGGUGUACGAGACGCCGCAGGAGGAGAUCGCCCGGCUGCGCAAGAUGGAGCUGGAGCCGCAGCACUACGACGUGGACAUCAACAAGGAGCUGUCCACUCCGGACAAAGUCCUGAUCCCCGAGCGCUACGUGGAGCUGGAGCCGGAGUCGCCCCUCAGCCCCGAGGAGAUGAAGGAGAAGCAGAAGAAGGUGGAAAGGAUCAAGACUCUCAUUGCCAAGUCCAGCCUGCAGAACGUCAUCCCCCUGGGCGAGGGGGAGGUGGACACCCCCCAGGACCCUGAGGUGCAGCUGCAGGAGCAGGAGAAGAGGAUCGAGAUCUCCUGUGCCCUGGCUGCCGAGGCCUCGCGGCGCGGCCGGAUGCUCUCGGCUCAGUGCGCUACCCCCAGCCCUCCCACCUCCCCAGCCUCCCCGACUCCACCGACCAACCCCCUCUCGUCCGAGCCGCCCCGGGCCGACAGCAGCCACCUCAUGCGGGUGUGAGCCUGUGACCUCAAGCCCUGGCUGCUGCCGGCGCCAUCAAGUUCCACGGGGCCACGUUUUAGUCCCCUCCUGAGGUGACACCGAACCUCUCGCCACCGUCCUCGGUUCUCCCGGACCCCCUUCCCUCCCUCCGGCGGCGACACC